Molecule: messenger RNA, 1443 nt
Organism: Henningerozyma blattae CBS 6284
Lineage: Eukaryota; Fungi; Ascomycota; Saccharomycetes; Saccharomycetales; Saccharomycetaceae
Gene: QRI1
Product: UDP-N-acetylglucosamine diphosphorylase
Exons: 1
Coding region: 1-1443 (480 amino acids)
Biological process (GO): UDP-N-acetylglucosamine biosynthetic process
Molecular function (GO): UDP-N-acetylglucosamine diphosphorylase activity
Source: RefSeq, a predicted model, not a curated record
AUGACCAAGGAACAAAUCACUAUCGAGUUGUUCCAAGAACUCAAUCAAACAAACAUUAUCGAUCAUUUACGUUCUUUAAAUGAUGAAAAAAAAUCACAAUUUUUGGCUAAUUUAAACCAAUUAAAUGAAAGAAUUUCAUUAAAAAAGUUAUUAAAGGAUUCCAAAGAGUCUCUUAAUCAGUUGAAUAUCAAUAAGAUAACGCCUUCAACUUCGGUGAUUGACUCUUUACCAUCUACUUCUUAUCAAUCUAUUAUUGAUAAUAAACAAUUACAAGACGCUUAUUAUGAAAUUGGUAUUGAUUCCAUCAAGAAAGGUGAAGUUGCUGUCAUUUUAAUGGCUGGUGGUCAAGGCACAAGAUUAGGCUCUUCGAAUCCAAAAGGUUGUUUUGAUAUUGGCCUACCCUCUCAUAAAUCAUUAUUCCAAAUUCAAGCUGAAAGAUUGAUUUCUUUACAAAAUUUGGCUAAUUCAGAUAUACCGAUUCAUUGGUAUAUCAUGACUUCUCCAUUAACAUCAGAACCCACUCAAAGUUUCUUUGAAAAAAAUAACUUCUUUGGUCUUUCCAAGGAUCAAAUCACUUUCUUCAAUCAAGGCACUUUACCUGCAUUGGACCCUAAAGGUGAACAAUUCUUAAUUGGCUCACCAACUACUCUUGUAGAAUCUCCAGAUGGUAAUGGUGGUUUAUAUCGUGCCUUAAGAGAUAACCAUUUAAUUGAAGAUUUUGUUAACCGUGGUAUUAAACAUAUACAUAUGUACUGUGUUGAUAACAUUUUAACAAAAUUGGCAGAUCCAGUAUUUAUUGGGUUUGCAAUCAAAAAUAAUUAUCAGUUAGCUACUAAGUCAGUUAGAAAGAGAUCUCCUCAUGAAUCAGUUGGUGUUAUUGCUACUCGUGAUAGUAAACCUUGUGUUAUUGAAUAUUCAGAAAUUUCAAAUCAAUUGGCUGAAUCAAUCGAUAAAGAAACAGGUCUCCUAAAAUUAAGAGCUGCUAAUAUUGUCAAUCAUUAUUAUUCAGUUGAUUUAUUAAAAUCACAUGUUGAUAAUUGGUGCAAUAAUUUAACUUAUCAUAUUGCUAAUAAAAAAAUACCAAUUUAUGAUUCAAAGACUGAUUCGAUUAUCAAAUUCGAAACUCCAAAUGGUAUUAAAUUAGAACAAUUCAUUUUUGAUAUUUUCCCAUUGAUUCCUAUUGAAAAAUUUGGUUGUUUAGAAGUGGACAGAAAUGAAGAAUUCUCACCUUUGAAAAAUGCAUCUGGUACCCAAAAUGAUAAUCCAGAAACAAGUCGUCUAGCUUAUUUAAGAUUGACAACUAAUUGGUUAAAAGACGCAGGUGCCAUUAUUAAAGAUGAUGAUAUUCUUGUUGAAGUUUCAAGUAAACUUUCAUAUCAUGGUGAAAAUUUAUCAAAAUAUAAUGGUCAUAUUUUUGAUAAAGAAUCAUUAAUUGAAAAUUAA